CAACCAGUGUGUAUUCCGCCAUUACGGAACGAUUCAUUGACUGAAACGAUGUUAAAACAGCAACAAAAGACAACAUUUUGAACCGAGUUUAUCGGGUUUAUCUCUACAUUCCUACGGAAAUUGUCCUUAAGACUCUACCCGCUCCUCGACUUUGUACUUUACACCACCGGCGUAUGUCACCUUGAUUUCAGACAUGGCAGCUGUCGUGUGACUGGCAAUCAGUAUCCCCCCCAAUGUGUUAGAAAGCCAUAGUAAAUAUAUAACAUUAGCUAUUUUUGAAAUGGGUGUAGUGGUAAGGAAUCUCCAAAAGGUGGUGCCUCUUCGCCGCGCCCGGCUCCGCAAGGACGUGAACACGCUCAGGCACAUCCUGGGCAUCCAGAAGUUCGACUUGGGCGUCGUUUGCGUGGACAACCGCAGGAUUCAGCACAUUAACAACAUAUACAGGAAGAAAGACGAACCCACGGAUGUCCUCUCGUUUCCAUUCCACGAGGACUUCUUGAUCACGACAUUUGAGUCUAUUGGAUUGGCAUUCCAGGGCCUGAGACCCGGUAAGAUCCCGUGUCCCCUCUACAGAGACGAGCUGAACCUCGGGGACAUUUUCUUGGGCGUGGAAUUUGUCAUGCGACAGUGUCAGGAGUCGUCCACGGAUCUGCAUCGAGCACUCACCGUGGUGAUGGCCCAUGGUAUCUGCCACCUGCUUGGCUACAGACAUGAGACAGAGGAGGAAUGGCGUGAAAUGCUGCAGAAAGAAAACUACAUUCUUAAAGAGUACAGCCGACUGACAGGGCAACAUUUACUGCCCAUGAUGAAGCCAUGCCAGCAGGACAGGUGACAGACUUGUGACCAGUUAAUUAAACACCU
Molecule: messenger RNA, 861 nt
Organism: Phycodurus eques (leafy seadragon)
Lineage: Eukaryota; Metazoa; Chordata; Actinopteri; Syngnathiformes; Syngnathidae
Product: endoribonuclease YbeY-like
Exons: 4
Coding region: 281-832 (183 amino acids)
Biological process (GO): rRNA processing
Molecular function (GO): metalloendopeptidase activity
Source: RefSeq, a predicted model, not a curated record